CCAUAUGCAUACGCAUAAGUACUGUCGGCGUGGAGCAACACGAGUUUGGACUCGGAGCUGACAGGUGCGAUGACGUCAAUGCCCACCCGACGUCAUAACCUCGUUGGUGUGGUGUAUAACAAAGCAAAUACUGCACGGACGCUUCGUUCACCAGAUCAUCAUGUUUCGCAACGCUAUCACCUCCAACGCGCGCAUUUGUACUGUAUCAUAUACCCGUUCUAUUCAUGCCACGCCCGCUGCUAGCACGGUCACCGGGAAAGUGUCCGAGAUGGCUGACAAGGUGAAUAAGAAAGUUGGCCAAGGUCUGGCGUCGGCCAUUGAGACAGGCGAGAAAGCGGCGGGGAAAACCAAGGAGACACUCGGUUCAACAACGGCUUCGGCAAAGCAGAAAACAGAAGACGCAAAGCAAACUACCCAGGAAACCACGGAGCAGGUCAAGCAAAAGGUUAAUCAGGCUGCUGCUGGCGCGCGAGAAACUAAAGACGACGUGAAGGGUAGGAUGUCGAAGUAACCAUCUCGCCGCUGCCCGUCGUUCUUCUGCAUGCAUGGUCAGCACGUAGUGGCCAAGUUAGGUUAAACGUUUUUCACACCUCGAUCAUAUUCAUCCACACCGAAGAGCACACACGUCCACCAGAGUUGUCGUCCACCCCCACCUAGCAUUAGUAUAAUUGAAUAUAAUGAAUUAUGGAUUAACGACUCGGGUCUGAAAACACAAUAGAAGGGUCUCAAGCUUCAACGGCAGAAGAAACGUUAGUUCACAUGCAUCGUGAAAGCAUUUGGGUACCUGCU
This is a messenger RNA of Suillus fuscotomentosus, 789 nucleotides long. RefSeq lists its product as uncharacterized. NCBI's taxonomy places the organism in Eukaryota, Fungi, Basidiomycota, Agaricomycetes, Boletales, Suillaceae. The coding region runs from base 161 to 511 and encodes 116 amino acids. The record is from RefSeq and is a predicted model, not a curated record. The transcript has 4 exons.